ACGGAUGUAAGGUUGAGUGACGUCACGAGCCCAAGUGUAUUUACAGCUGGUGGAAGUGAAGGUUUGGUAUGGUUUCCAAGUGGCUCCCUCGAGGCUCUCUCCUGCUCUAGACUCACCCUUAUCAUCACCAUGACACUGCCCAUUGAAGCCAUGUAUAGUAAAAGCAGGUUCCCUAGUGGGCCCAGCCUGUUGUUCCUGCUCCUGUACACUCCCUUAGGCAUCAUAAUCUUUUUACUUCGGCUGUUCAUAUCUCUGCAGUUAUUUUUGGCAGCCUCUGUUCUUCCAUAUAAUACCAUUAUCAGAAGAAUUGUAUUGCGAGUGCUGUAUUCUGUUAUGGGUCUUGUUGUUCGAGAAGAAUCACUGGAGAAUAGAGACACUUCAUGUCGUAUCAUCACCACCAAUCAUGUCACGCCAUUUGACCAUCUAGCAGUAUCCAUUGUCCUGCCAUGUGUUACUCCUAGCGUGUAUGAUCUUCCUGGAGCUUUAUCAACGCUGUUAUGUUAUCGUGACCUUGGAGUGACACAGGGUCGAGAGGUGCUACGAGCUAGUGCUCGAAUUUUUCUUAGUGAGCGUAACAGCCCCCCUCUGCUUUUGCAUCCAGAGGGUGCAACCACAAGUGGAACUCUUGCUUUAAUGAAGUAUGGAACAUGGGCAUUUGAGUUAAAUGGGCCAGUGCUAGUUGCAGGCAUUCAUGUGUGGCGUCUUCCUCUCCUUCCCUUGGCACCUUCGGUUUUGGGUGCCUCCUGGGCGGCCGACUUGUGUUUCAUGCUCUUUUCUCCUGUUACGCUAUUUACUAUAAGAUACAUUGGAAAAAUGGAUAGGGGCGAAAAUGAAACCGUUGAAGAAUUUGCUGCUCGUGUCCAAAUUGCCACAGCAGCUGCACUCAGUGUUCAGACCUCUAAUCACACAGUAGCAGACAAGGUGGAAUAUAUGAAACGACUCGCCAGAGAGGCGGCAGCAGCAGCAAAUCCUAUGCUCAGCCCAGAAGUGCAUAGAAUGGCUCAACAGGUCCAAGAAGUACUACCACAUAUUUCCCUUGAACAAAUUAAAAGGGAUUUAGUUCACACUCAGAAUGUUGAUUUAACGAUCACAAAUUUUUUGGAGGGCAACGUACCAGAGCCAGUACCUGAACCCCGACCCAUCACUCCAAGUCGGUCUUCUCCUGGUCCAAGUGUACAGCCAAAUGAAACGGGCAGUUCGACUCCAAUUGCUAUUCAAUCUCAAAGUCCAUCUUGUGCUUCAGAUCUUUCUAAGAGCACUUCAGAGAGUGAUAGCCCUCCAGGAGCAAUGUCUAAAGCCUCAGUAACUUUGAGUACAGCAGCAAAAUCAUUUGGAAAAUGUGCAUCAGAAAGAAUGACUUCUUUUCAGAGUAGAAAAGCACAGCUGAUAGAGAAUGCUAGGAGAAAAUAUAUUGAAAAGCAUGGACUACAAAUACCGGGCUACAAUUGCUGACAAACUGUGCAAUGACUAAUUUCUUUGUUGUGUGAUGUUCAGUUUUAUCAGCUAUUAUUGUGUAUAGCUGCUCUUGAACAGGGCUUGGUUGUAAAAUAGAAUUCCUUGUUGAUAAUAAAUGCAUAACAAGAUGGAAUGUCUUUAGGAGCAGUUCACCAAUUUCAACAUUUUUGAAAGACAGACAGAGACAUGCAUUUUGAGAACAUCCUGCCCCCCCCCCCCCACCCCCCCUAGAAAAUUAAUUGUAAAAUGCUGUUCUUUGAGCUGAUAUAUGGCACAUUUGACAAUGGAAAAUUGCAAGUAAUUAAGAGUAUGAUAGGUAAUUGUGAUACAAAUUAAAAAUGUAAUGUCUUGAAUUAAUUAAAUAUAUUUAAUUUUCAUUUAAAAUAUUCAGUAGAAAUAAAAAUUUAAGGUGCAGUUUUAUGAACUUCAUUCUUUUAAAAUUUGUGGCAAAGCUGUCUUUUACAUGGCUUGAUGUCACAUUAAAGAAUCUGAUUUUUUUAGUUGUAUUUCAUGAGCAGAGCAGGUUACUUAAAACUAUGUUGCGUUAAUAUUGUGACUUUAAAAUGUCAUCCUGGAGAUAAGAAAUACAGUAGUUAACUAUGAAUGAGACAAGAUUAGUGUGAGUAAUUGCAAUGUAAAGUUAACAAAUAUACAUAAUGUCUAUAAAAGAAAAUUUAUAUAACAAAAUUUUUACCCUUUAAGACAGAAACCAAAGUUUUAAAUCAUAAGCUUUUUGAUUUUAAUUAUUUAAGAGUAGAAAAGAUAUAGAAAAGAUACCUGAUGCAACCAGUUAAAAGAAGAGACCUCAUAACAUGGAAAAAAAAUUAGAAAAGGGAUUAUGGAUAAAAGUUUGAUUAUAUAUAUUUGUCUCCAAAUAUGCAGAAACGUGUAAUUUUCUAUAAGAAAACUGUAAGCUUUGGUUUUCCAGAAUGGUAUACAGUUCAAUACUGUAGUCCAGAUUCUAAAGCUACUACUGUAUUUUAUUUUGCCAGUUAAUGGUUAAGUUUUAUUUGCAUAAAUUACCAUGUGUUAAAUCUUUGUGCCUUUGGUGAUAUUUUCAUAGUUCAAAAAUAAGAGUACAAAGUCACAUUAAUUUAUAUUCCUAAGAUUGUAUAUGAUACUGUAUUAAGUGUACAGUAUUCAUAUGGAACAUGACAAAAAUUAAAGUUCUAAAUUGUUUAAAUUAGAUUUAAAAACGCCUGGCUAAUGCACCAUUUUCACGUUUAUUUUGAUGGUUUGAAAUGAAGGGGUGAUCUAGUACUGUGUUGCAUUGCACUUUAGGGAGCGUUAUUGCAAAGUUAUUACAGCUUACCCUCUGCUUUAUGCCCCAGAGAAUAUUUAGUAUUAUCAUCUUCAGGCUUAGUAACAGUCUUGCAGUAAACUUAAGAACUUCAAACUCGUUCUGCAUUAAUAGAAAUCUUGCACAUGAUCUAUUUUCACCUUGUUACCUUGUGUAAUUAUGGUGUAUAUUGGUGAAUCCUGUAUGCAUCCUGUAGCACAGUGGUCUACAUCCUCGGCUCUCAAUUCAGUGACCCUGGGUUCACUCCGCAGGCAGGUUAGGAACGGUUAAGCAUAUUCCUUUCAUCUGAUGCCUAGCAGUUAAAUUAGAUACCCGAGAGUUUGAAAAUUGUUGUAGGUUGUAUCCUAGGGAAGGUCAGUAGUUGGCCUAGGGGGAUUUUGAUAAGGAAAGUACUGUACAAGCUUCCUCUUCCCAACAAAUGGAAAUUAAACUAACCAUAUAAACAGAGCAUGUUGAUUCUGCAAUGUUAUGUGUGAGGUCUGCUCUGAUUUGUUGAGCAUGUUCUGACAGAUGCAAUUUAGCAAUUUUUAAACAUUAAAAAGUGUUACUGGCUU
This is a messenger RNA of Procambarus clarkii (red swamp crayfish), 3309 nucleotides long. Its product is annotated as lipid droplet-regulating VLDL assembly factor AUP1. The record is from RefSeq and is a predicted model, not a curated record. Lineage: Eukaryota; Metazoa; Arthropoda; Malacostraca; Decapoda; Cambaridae. Gene Ontology annotation, cellular component: endoplasmic reticulum membrane. Gene Ontology annotation, molecular function: ubiquitin binding.